Spirodela intermedia is the source of this 663-nucleotide messenger RNA. NCBI's taxonomy places the organism in Eukaryota, Viridiplantae, Streptophyta, Magnoliopsida, Alismatales, Araceae. The record is from the annotation of a GenBank genome assembly.
AUGGAGCCUCAGGGACGUGAAUCCCGCCGCCUGUACUCAUUCCAACGCAACGCCGUCGUCCUCGCCAGCUUCACUCACAAGUACGUCGCCUACUUGCUGCCGGCACUCCUCAGUGUGGGCGCAGUUGGGACCUGUAGAGAGAGAGAAGACGGAGCAGCGAUGGAGAACAUGGUGAGAUUCAUGGUGGACAUGGCGCUGGCCGUCUCUGCUAAUGGAUUCGCAUGGAGCCGCGCUUUGAAACGGAAGCUCGAGCGAGGAGCCAACGUGAAGAAGCUCUGCAACGUUAACGAAAGCUUCCUCAUCUCAUCUACUGAUAUCCUCUCCCCCUAUGGAGAGAUGAAUGGACUUAACGUGGUGAUGAUGUUCAACGAGAUGAGGAUACUGUCGGCCAUCCCCAGGCCAUUGGCUCCCGUAGGUUAUCGAGCGAGCGCCAAACCCAAGAAGGUAGCCGCGCGCAAAGUAGCCAGGGCGAGGAGAUGUGGCUCUGUGAGAGCUCUCUACGGAGAGGACGAGGAUCUGCGCCACUGCGUAAGGACCCUGAGGAGGAUUCUGCCGGGGGGGAAGAGGAUGGGCGUCUGCGAACUGAUAUGCGAGGUCGAGAGCUACGUCACUUGCCUCGAGUUGCAGGUUGGCAUUCUCCAAUCUCUUGUUGGGCCCCGUUAA